UAUAAAAGGCGACGGGAGGCCUGUCCACGGCAUCAGACAGUGCAAGAAGUCUGCAAUGAUCGGCAGUGCUGCGUUCGUGUUGUUGGUCGUCGCCUCUUGUCGGGCCCACCCGACGCACCUCCUGCUGCUGCCUCAGGAGGCGCCGAUCAACAAGUUGUUGCCGUUGCUCGAGCAGCCGGUGGUGGUCGACGCAGAAGCGGCGCCCUCGGCCUACAGGGUGUACCACGGUGGCAACGGCGUCAGUUACAGCCACAUGCAAAGCGGCCCCGUGGCCGCCGGGUCGCACUUCCAGAACUUUGCGCCGGCCCCGGCUGCCCCCCUCGGACAAUAUUUCAACUUCGGCAGGGGUUACGGUGGCGGGUACGGACUAGGCGACGGAUACAAGCAGGGCAACUUGUACCUGGCCAACAACGGCGGCGGUUUCAAAAAGGGCGGCGGGUCCGAGCACCAGGCCCAACACUACAGUGCCGGCGGCUCAAAGGGCGCCAAGGGUCACAAGGGCAGCAGCGGUUUCAAGAAGGGCGACAGUGCCAAGUUCGACAAAGGUGGACAGAGCGGACAUUUCUCUGAAGACGGCGCCAACAAAAAGGGACACUUUGAAGAAAAGGCUCAUUUUGCAGGUGGAGAGUCGGGCAGCAAAGGUGAGCAGGGCGCUUCUCACGGUUCGAAGGGCUACCACAAGAAGGGCUCGAGCACCAAGGGCUUCCACAACACAUACCACAAGGACGAGUACAAGAAAGAACACAAGUUUUACGACGAGGAGCACAAAGAGGGCUUCAACAAGAAGCACGGAGCCGAGGAGGCGCACUUCCAAGAGGCCAAAGGCGGCCACCAGAGGGGAGGCCACCACGCGAGCGGCCACGAUCAGGCCCAGCAGGGCAAAAAGGGUCACUUUGCCAAGGGUCAUCAUGACAGCGGGGCCAGCGGCCACAAGGGCGAGUACGGCCAAGAGGAGUACAGCGGCCACCACGACGAAUUCGGAAAGAAGGGCGGCCACAGUGGCAGCUCCAGUUCGGGCUACGAGGAGGAAGACGAGGGCUACGGAGGAUUCCACGGCGGCCAUUGAUUGCGACUCUCAGCCAUUCAAAUAGAGAUUUUUUAUUAUUCUCCAGCAGUCAACUGUUAAUUUUGUUGUUUUAUUAUUUAGUUGCGUAUUUUUGUUGCUUGUAUCUGCUUAAAAAAAUAAAAUUAUAAAUUAAAAAAUAA
Messenger RNA from Neocloeon triangulifer, 1206 nucleotides. RefSeq lists its product as uncharacterized. The record is from RefSeq and is a predicted model, not a curated record. The transcript has 2 exons. Bases 56 to 1066 code for a protein of 336 amino acids. Lineage: Eukaryota; Metazoa; Arthropoda; Insecta; Ephemeroptera; Baetidae.